CCGUUCUCCUGAUGAAGGAGGAAGAGCAGUCUGUCAUGUAGAGCUGGCAUCUACCCUGUGCUCUGCACGACUUUUGGACAUUUUAUUGGUCUUCAUGACGAGCUUGAAGCUGUUAUGUCGGCGGCAGCGGACGGAGCCUGGUGCUUGUUGUGCAGAGUUCAUUAUCUUCUAUUUAUGUGAGGCUAGAGCAGGCGUUCAGAGAGACCUCCACGGAGACGGGAGAGUAGAUGCAUACGCGUACCCAGACAAGGGUGUCUGAUCCAGUCCUUUUACGCAAAAAAUAAUCGCAUCUAAGAAAUCGUUACAUCGCACUUUUUUUGUAGUAGUAUCGUCUUAUUGUCUACAAGUCCAGAUAAUGUAUAAUACAGUCUGGACCACGGAAAAGGAGGAAGAUGAUUGGAGAGAUGUGAUGAUGCCCUACUCCACAGAGCUGAUCUUUUAUAUAGAAAUGGACCAACCACCAGCUCUACCCCCGAAGCCGGCCAAGCCCCAGCAGACCCCCACGGUGGGGGGGGCGGACCCCAAGGAGGGGGUGGUGGUGGGGGGCUGCCUGCAGGAGGCUGAGUGGUACUGGGGAGACAUCUCAAGGGAGGAGGUGAACGACAAGCUCCGAGACAUGCCUGAUGGGACGUUCCUGGUCCGGGACGCGUCCACCAAGAUGCAGGGCGACUACACCCUCACCCUGAGGAAAGGGGGAAACAACAAGCUGAUCAAGAUCUACCACCGCGACGGGAAGUACGGCUUCUCGGACCCGCUGACCUUCUGCUCGGUGGUGGAGCUCAUCAGCCACUACCGGCACGAGUCUCUGGCCCAGUACAACACCAAGCUGGACGUCAAGCUCAUGUACCCCAUCUCCCGCUACCAGCAGGACCAGUUGGUUAAGGAGGACAACAUCGACGCCGUGGGAAAGAAGCUGCAGGAAUACCACAAUCAGUACCAAGAGAAGAGCAAAGAGUACGACCGACUCUACGAAGAAUACACCAAGACAUCACAGGAGAUCCAGAUGAAGCGCACCGCCAUCGAGGCCUUCAACGAGACCAUCAAGAUCUUCGAGGAGCAAUGUCACACGCAGGAGCGCUACAGCAAGGAGUACAUCGAGCGCUUCCGCCGCGAGGGAAACGACAAGGAGAUCGAGAGGAUCAUGAUGAACUACGAGAAGCUCAAGUCGCGGCUGGGCGAGAUCCAUGACAGCAAGGUCCGCCUGGAGCAGGACCUGAAGACCCAGGCCAUGGAGAACCGCGAGACGGACAAGAAGAUGAACAGCCUGAAGCCUGACCUCAUCCAGCUCCGCAAGAUCCGGGACCAGUACCUAGUCUGGCUCAAUCAUAAAGGAGUGCGUCAGAAACGAAUCAACGACUGGCUGGGGAUCAAGAACGAGAACACAGAUGAGGCCUACUUUGUGAGCGAGGAGGAUGAGAACCUGCCCCACUACGAUGAGAAGAGCUGGUUCGUGGGGGACCUGAACAGAACGCAGUCCGAGGACCUUCUCCUGGGGAAGCCAGACGGGGCCUUCCUGAUCCGCGAGAGCAGCAAGAAAGGCUGCUACGCCUGCUCCGUCGUCGUGGAGGGGGAGGUGAAGCACUGUGUGAUCUACAGCACGGCGCGCGGCUACGGCUUCGCCGAGCCCUACAACCUGUACGGCAGUCUGAAGGAGCUGGUGCUGCACUACCAGCACACGUCGCUGGUGCAGCACAACGACGCGCUCAACGUGCGCCUGGCCCUCCCCGUCUACGCACAAACGCAGAUACAGCCCUCCUCCGGACGCAGAUGAGCCCCCCGCAGCCCUCUGUAGCCCCCCAGCCACGAGGUCAUCGCCCCACCUCCCCACACCAACGACCAAUGAAGACCCUUGUUGCCCCCCCCCCCCCCCGGGAGGGGCCAGGUGUGAGGUGAGGGUAGGUGUCUGGGGCGGUGGUUUGAGUUGAUACGGAAUCAACCCCACGGCCCCGACACCGGACACCGAGAAGAAGCUAGAUAGCUAGGUUAACGAAGUGAAAGACUUGCUGCGACACACACACACACACACACACACACACACACACACACACACACACACACACACACACGUAAGCCACCUUGGAGUUAUACAUAUAUAUUUUUACAAGAACUAUUUUGGAGGGCAUUCUUUCCUAAAGACUGCUUGAUUUGCACAAGGAAGAGUUAAUGUUUGUGAAUGUGAAGAGGCGACCGACAGAAGGAACAGGAGUGGGAGACGUCAGUGCAGAGACCCCCCCCCCCCCCCCCCCCGCUGCUACCUAAACUCCAGCUCAGACUUUACAGACCCCCAGAGGGAGACGACACCGCCCCGUGUACGCUUUGGUCCAGGCUUUGUUUUGUUUACUCUCAACGCUCCCUGAUCGAUGCUUUCUCUCGGAGUGGCUUUUCCUCUUUUAUUUUUAUUUCGUUCCUUUCCGUCGUUGUUUUUCCACCGCUUGCUUGAUGCAAGAGGCGAGGCGAUGAUGAAGAUGAGGAUGACAGCGGUUCUGUUCAGGAGGACAAUUAUGAUGAUGUCAAGUAACUGCUGUUUGUCCCUCUCAGUACAAAAAGCAAAAACGAUGUAGCAAAAUGAGACAAAGGACAGCUGAUUCCCUGAGCUCCUCCACAUACAGAAUGCUGCUGGGGAGGGGGGGGGGCGAGAGGGUGGGGGGAGCUGAGCUAUGGGAAGAGGAAGAGGAGUGAACUCUACUGGGACAAGAGCUAUACAAAAUGGCUGCGGUCUUUAUAGAAGAAACAAGGUUUGCUUUUACUCUAAUAUAUGGGGAUUUUAUUUCUUGCUUUGUUGCAUAGCUGAGCUUUGCCAUGUGAAAAAAUGGUUACAACAUUAGUACCAGAGACCAAAGUUGGUGUGGAAGGGGGGAAGGAGAAGACUUCCACGAUUGAGUGUUUUUUGUAAGAGUUUUUUUAAUGGUGAACGUUGUUGGAAAAGCAGGCCAGUGCUUUGAGACGACGCGGGAAACCAUACGUUUUGGGCGCUUGUAUACCAAUAAUUCACAGUUUGUAAACCAAAUGGCACACAUACACAGACACACACAUACCACGACCCCUGGCCUUGUUCUCCUCAGAUGGUCACGAAAGGAAGCACUUAUACCAGCGCAACACCACACCUUAGGUUCAUCUACACCCUCUCUCAGAUCAAAUCUGACCGUGGAACCGGAUCUCAGAUGUCACACCAAAAUGCUAAUGUGCUUCGUUGAUAUACUGGGACUAUCUAUGUAUUUACAAGAAAAAUAACCUUCAGAGAUAAGCUUUGCUUCAACAAAAACCUGAAAACCACACCGUCUUUAUAGAUAAGACACAAUAGAGCAGGUGGACAGCUGCCGAAGACACAUGCUUUAUGAGAAGAAGAAACUUGAAAAACGUGCAAUGUGUCGUUGUGUUCCGUAGGUUAGCUGUAAGGUGAGAGCGUUGUCACCUUACACCCUGCUCACCAGGCCUGGCGUGGCAUCAUGCACAGCGGGGUUAGAAGAGCUCUCCGUGCGUUAAUUAUUACCUUACUUUAGAAUUCCAAAUGAUGUGGUGCUUGACUUAUGUGGAAACCAUUCUAUAAACCAUCACAUAAAAAAAAGUUUAAAAAGUAAGUAAGUGGGAAUUAUGUGUUAUGAUUGGUUCUAAUUAGAAAGCAUCUAAUUCGGUGGUGAUUGGAGUUGACGAUUAAAGUUUGCAACGCGGCGUAACAUGCCAGUUCGUCCAGGCCUCCCUCCUACCUGGCUGCUGCAGGGCACUGUUGCCAUGACAGCAGUUGGCUGGUACCUAAACUGGCGUGGAUUGGCUGAACCUGGACCUGAUCCUGGUGUCAAAUGGUUAAUCUUCCUUUGUGAGAUCUGCAUUUCACACCAAUUUUUGGAAACAUGAGCCACAGUAAAUAGUAGAAACAACAUGAAUGUUUAAUGAGGGGAGAACUGGUUUUAAAGUCAUGAAAGCACCUCUGUGGCAUGUAUAUAUAUAGUGGUAUAUACAGAGCGCAGAUAAGCACAGAUGAGGGUGCAUUGGUGUUAUCCCGAGACACCAAGCAGGUAAAGCCUCAUAUCUGAGGGGGUUUCUGGGUGUGGAGCCAGGGGGUGUGGGGUUUAUUGUUUGACAGAGGUAUGUUUGAUGUAUCUAUCAAAGCCUGACCCUUGACCUUUAUAUCUACAGCCCCCCCCCCCAGACCGAUGCUCGGGUCCAGGUCUAGAGAUAAGCUAAAGGAGCAGUAGGAGCUGGGAGGGGUGAAGGGUUGAAGCCAUCGAUGACGAGGGCACCAGAGGAGAGUCGGUGCUGGACUUGUGUCUUUUUUUGUAUCUCUGUUUCUGCUUCGUUAGCUAGGUGUACAUAACGAAUGGGGAAGGCGUCCUAAUCAGCACUCAUUGAAAGCUGUGAUGGAGGGGUUUUAUUUAGCUUGUGUUUGACAUCUACUUCUGGCCGAUUGGACGAUGAGGUUUCUUCCUCCAGUACGGACCGCUUCAGGGCGAGGUGAACCGUGGUUUGGGUUUGUUUUUAAAGAGACAAUAGAGCGGCAUAUGUUGACAUCACAUCGAAUGUAUGGUGGAAUGAUACUGGGUCCAAAGCAUUUUCAGCAAAUACAGAUGUUGUUCUGGUUCAAUAUGUUGUCCAUUUAGUUUUGGCCUCGAACCCUCAGGUGAAACAAGGCUAUGGUCUACCUGCAGAGUUUACCGUUUCACUAACACACAAUGAAGCCAGCAAAUCAAAAGAAUCAGGGUUUUUUCUGCAUAGAUAAUUACACCCACACUCGCAAUCAGUUCAUUAAGCUAGACUCAAUAAAUGACAUUUUUGCAUAUAGAGUAUUUUGCUUUAAGGGGUUCAUCUUUACAAAGGUAUCCUGAUAUGUUGCCAUCUUGUAGUCUUUUCUUUCCCUUCAUCUGAAGAUUCUGCAAGGGUUUUGUUUUAAAGCUGAUUCUUUUUUAUUAUUGUUUAACCGGGGAACCCCAAAAGAGCCCCAACUCUAUUACUUGAAAACUAUUGCAUUGCUCACUGUUGAAUGUCUUUAUAUGAAAAUAUACAUUUAUUGAGGAAAAAUGGAAGUGACUGUUUUAUGUUUUUUUUUUGUGGGGCGAGCAGGGCCUAGAUUUGACAUUUAAAGAGAAGUUUUAUGACAGAUGUACAGUAUUGGUUACAGACCCACGCUUUGAACAGCUAUACUCUAGGAGGGACAGAGCAACCCCACCAUGUCACAGAUGUGCUUGGAUCUUCACAGAGGGUCGGUCUGAAAUUGCACACACCAUCUAUAGACGAGUUGUUGAAAAGACUCAAAUAGUUAAGUGUACGUACGGCAGUACGUAUCUUCACAUUUACACAGAGAUAUAGCAUCUAUCAUUUAUACGGCUUAAAGAUAUCCAGUAGUAAUGAUUGUUUUCUUCAGUAACUGCUGUUUGGUACCCGUAUGCCUACCCCCUCCCCUGACAUUUAGACCAAAGAUUUCAGUUGACUCAUCGUUCGUUAGUUGUCGAGUAGUGGGAAUGGAUGUGUCAAUGUCCCUUUUUGUUUGUGACGGUCCAUUGCCUUGAGCAGACCCCAGUCAGGAGUUCCGGUCCGCGUUCCCCAGUGACUCUGGGGGGGGGGCGAGGGCGCCCAUCACGGUGGACUGGGCUCAUUUGUUCAUGAUUACUACAACAUCACAUAACCGUUAAGCAAAUCCUAAAGUAUGAAGAUGUCGUCUCAGGACAUGUUUGGAGGGGCCACUGGCAUCUUGGGCCCUAGGCAGAGCCACCGAUUAGUUUUUUUUAUCACAAGGAGGAUCACUGAAUGCGGCCGUCCUUCACCAAGUGGUCCCUGAGGUUAACGGUAAAAAGAACACCUCUUACUAACCAGUUAAGCCCUGCUCCACAGCGUCUCGGUUUUCACUCCCUUAUUUGCACAAAAAGACCAUAGCUGGUGUAAGGUCGGUGGUCUUUUUCUGGGGUCAAAAUAAAGUACUUUGGUGAUGUCGUGCAGAAACCAGAAUUCUCUUUUUCUCCCCUUUUUCUAAAUGUUGGUCGUGUCAUGUGAACAUGGCAAUAACACAGCUGUCGUCGACGAGGAACAGAACGAUUGUUGGUGGUUGUUGUGCGCGGCCCGCCCCCUGAGCCCCCCCACCCCCCCCACAAGGAAGGAGCAGCAGCUUUUCUUUGAUGUCUCACUUCAGCACACUUGCAAUAUUCCAUGAUUGGAAGUCAGGGGUUACAGUGCCAGAGGGCAGACAGUUCUUUCAGGUAUCUUUCUCAUGGGGUCCACACAGGUCAUAUGAAUUGGAAUAUGCAUAUAUGUACAGUCAUACUGAAGACAGGUGUCAGGCGAUGUAAAGGGACGGGGGGGGUAGGGAGAACCAAGAGGUCCACUCACUAACUCAAGUUUACUUUUGACUGUUUAGUUGAAUUUCCCGCUUUGUGGAAAAUAUCAACACCAACAAUAACUCCAGGAAGAGAAUUAGGUUUAUGUGUAACAUUACUCUGUUUUUAUUAAAAAAAAACACAAAACAUGGUGCAGAAUACAUGGUGGUGUUCCGUUUUCUUUCUUCUUGUGUGUGUUUAUAUGCUCACCACCACCACCGCCACCAGGACUGUUAAAAUAGCCUCGACUACACAGUCCAUUGUUCUGCUCUUUCUACCAAGCAGUAAUCAGGCAGUCAGGCAGUUCUGCAGAGUUGUAUUUGCAGCCCAGUUUGAAUACGUUAGUGAUUCUCAGCAGGGUCUUGUGUGUUCUUACCGCUGCUUGGCUGAUCACAGGUCCCAGCACGGUUCAUGUGUUUAUAGACUCUAUAUACACUAUAUACUGUAUGUAUACACAUGUGUGCUAUAGUGCAGGUUUCUAAGGAGUACAGAUUCUUAGACAUAUGUGUAUACAUGUACAUGCUCCAUAUGUAUGUAUAUUUAUACGUAUAUGAUCCCAGUAUCAAUUCAAUAAAAGAAUCCCAAAGAAUCAUCUGGAGAGAUCUAAAAAGUGUACAAGUUUGAAAGUCACACUUUCCCCGUCCUCCCUUUUGACAUACUUACAGGUCCGGCAUGCAUCUUUGGUACUCUUGACUGUUGUUUUUUGUGUAUAAAAUAAAUAAAAUAAAAUAUAAAAAAGAGGUUUUAAACAAACAAAUGUUAUUUGUCACCUGAGGUGUAACUCUCGAAACUCCAUUUAAUAUUGCCACCGAACGUCACUGCUUACAGCUGAACCAAGUUCCUGUGUUUUACUGUGUCAGUUGUACUACGCUAUAACAAUGUCAUGCUGAGAAAGAGGACUGUUACUAUUGUACCAUUUAUUUUAUCAACAUUGUAAACUUGAUUUAAGUCAUUGCAUUGUCGUACUAUAGAUAACGGUUUGAAGGCACCAAACCUAUCCUGAUGACACAACCUACAUAAUCCUUACUAGCAAUCGCUGACAAUGCUUUGGAUCUGAAAGGUUUUCUUGGAAAUCUUUUAACACUAAAUCAAGCAAAAACAAUAUAAUUGGCUUGUUUCUCGUACAUCAGAUUCAGAGUUCAGCAUAUCUGAUGAAGCAGCCCACUCUGAGGACUAGUACACAACGUCUGUGUCUGCUGGUCCUCCAUUGUCAGGUUGCUAACCCAAUGAGGACAUUGUACUGCUCUCUCUAAGUGGCGCUCAUAUCUCCAAAGCCUCUUUCUCAGUAUUUGCCUCAGCCAUACCUUGCUUCUCUUGGUAUCUCUUUUUCUCAUCACCUUCUGUUCUUGUAUCUCUGUUCCAAUAGUUUGUUGGUUGGUAAAUCUCUGUUUAUGAGUCAAGCUCAUGUACCUUUCUCAGUGGAAGUCCACCAUAUUCGGGACCUUGCGGAAUAAAAACAAAUAUUUUCAUCAAGUUCA
Gadus morhua (Atlantic cod) is the source of this 7780-nucleotide messenger RNA. It is a transcript of the gene pik3r3b, whose product is annotated as phosphoinositide-3-kinase, regulatory subunit 3b (gamma). Bases 356 to 1771 code for a protein of 471 amino acids. The record is from RefSeq and is a predicted model, not a curated record. NCBI's taxonomy places the organism in Eukaryota, Metazoa, Chordata, Actinopteri, Gadiformes, Gadidae. The transcript is spliced from 9 exons. Gene Ontology annotation, cellular component: phosphatidylinositol 3-kinase complex. Gene Ontology annotation, molecular function: 1-phosphatidylinositol-3-kinase regulator activity. Gene Ontology annotation, biological process: insulin receptor signaling pathway; phosphatidylinositol phosphate biosynthetic process.